Cornus florida is the source of this 1450-nucleotide messenger RNA. RefSeq names its product protein BOBBER 1-like. Gene Ontology annotation, cellular component: cytoplasm. The coding region runs from base 260 to 1129 and encodes 289 amino acids. Gene Ontology annotation, biological process: protein folding. The record is from RefSeq and is a predicted model, not a curated record. The transcript has 6 exons. Lineage: Eukaryota; Viridiplantae; Streptophyta; Magnoliopsida; Cornales; Cornaceae.
UAAUAAGAGAAUUUUUUUUAUUGGAUAAGUCUUAAUAAGAGAAAACUUGUAAACCAGAAAGAAACCGAAAAGACCAAUUCCUAAUUUCACGUACAAGAACUUCACGAACUCCAUAAACACUACUCAAAAUUUUUAGGAAGAACGUGUCUUCAGCUCUCCAUCUAUAGUCUAUUUAUAUAUAUAUACAGACACACACAUAUUCUCUGAUCAGCUUUACAUUGCCACAAUCCUCAUUGCAGCGAUCAAAUUGAAUCCUCUAAUGGCGAAACUCUCCGAGUGCGAAGAAGAUAAUCAUCAGAAUCAGAUUCAAAGUCAGAAGAAGCCAAUGCAGAAGAAAUCAACCACGCCAAAGCCCUUCAACGCGACGCUCGAUCCCACCAAACCUAUGGCCUUUCUCGAGACCGUCUUCGACUUCGUCUCCCGCGAGUCCGAUCUCUUCAGGAGCGACUCCGUCCUCAAAGACAUCAUGGUCAUGCUUCGUUCUGUGAAAGAGAAAGCAGACGUCGCGGAGAGGAAGAGGAAGGAGAUGAUCAUGAGGCGCAUGGCGGAGGAGAAAAGGGCGGAGGCGUCAGCCUCAGCUCCUCCGCCCCCAAAGGAAGAACCCAAGGGACUAGUUCCCAACAAAGGUAAUGGUCUCGAUUUCGAUAAAUACUCUUGGGGUCAAAACUUGCAAGAGGUCACCAUCAAUGUUCCCGUUCCUCCUGGAACUAAAUCGAGCUCCAUUAUAUGUGAGAUGAAGAAUAAACAUGUGAAAAUCGGACUUAAGGGUCAGCCUCCAAUAAUUGAUGGGGAGCUUUACCUGUCAAUCAAAGUUGAGGAUUGCUUUUGGAGCUUAGAGGAUCAAAAAUCCAUUUCCGUACUUAUGACCAAGCAGAACAAAACAGAGUGGUGGAAGUAUUUGAUUAAGGGUGAACCUGAAAUUGAUAUUCAGAAGGCACAACCUGAAACCAGCAAACUAUCUGAUUUGGACCUAGAGACAAGGUCGACUGUGGAGAAGAUGAUGUUUGACCAGCGACAGAAAUCCAUGGGUCUUCCGACAAGUGGUGAGAUUCAGAAGCAAGAGAUUCUUAAGAAAUUCAUGGCUGAGCGCCCAGAUAUGAACUAUCCGGGGGCGGGACAGUUUGUUUAAUUGGAGUUCAUUACUUGGAGAUUCUACUACUCAUAAUUUUUUGUGAGGAGAGAAGCAAGUGUCCCUCUCAUAUUUUUUGGCUGUCUUUUGGAAUUAUGUUUUUUUUUUUUUUUUCCUCUCUAAACUUGAUAUGAUAUCUUUACUUUUUGUUUAAUAAGAUGACUUUUACUUUUUAGGAUAUUACAUUUUGAUUUGCAAAAUUGUGUGGAAUUUUGUGUUACCCCAUAUUUGGAAUCAUGGCUUGGUGACUAUCUUGGAUGUCUCUUAGUGGAACACGUUAUGUUUUUGAUGUGUUUAUAUUCCUCACUUCUACAUCAAAUG